AUGCAACGUGUAUGUUUUUGUAAAACCGUUUCCUUAUUUAAUCAUGUUUUACAGCCCAGUCAAGCACUUGCACUUUUUUAUCAAUCAUUAGUAUUCUCAUUAAAAAAUUUAGCACUUAUCCGAUGGAUUAGCUCAAAUGUUGACAUUCCAAAUGGACUACAAUUACUUAUGAUUGAUCUCAAUGGGAAUGUGACUGUUGAUGAUGAAUUACUUUACAAGCAAUUUUCCAAUGCAAAACGUGAAGUCGAACAGCAAUCAGAUACAAUUUCAAUUUUAAGAUGGAUUAGUCGCAUUGUGUUUCGACUAGCGAGUGAUUGCUCAAUAUCAUCGAAAUUAGAUCGCUCAAUAGAGUUUGAAUCAAUUAAUGAAUUUCUUAAGCAAUUUCAUACUAUUUCAGCUGACGAUCGGUCAACGUUGUCUGAUGAUGAUGAAGGAAUUAGUAGUGAUGACCUUGAUGAUGAAGAUAUUAGUAGAAAAGCUAUUCAUCGAGCUUUAAUGAAAUGCAUCGAUUAUAUAACGUCAUCUUCUGUGACUAAUUCUUCAAAUAAUGACGAGAAUAAAACAAAUACAACUGAAAUGCAAGAUCUUGAAAGCAACUCAAUAGCUCUUUACAAUCAGGAAAUUAUUCAAAUUCUUUGUAGUGAUACAUUAGAAUUAGAGAUUGAAUUAGCACGCGAACUUCGACAGUCAUCAUUUGAAUUAUCUUCAACAUUCACAACGCAACCUCUUCCGCAUGAUAGUACAUUUUAUUCAGCUUGGGCGACACUAUGGCGUAAUGUGACCCUUGAAUAUUUACAGUUUAGUGAUCAAAGUCAAUUACGUAAAGUUUCAUUAGAUAAUUAUGGAAAUUUAAAUAGUUCAAUCGAUAACCAUCGUCGAUGGUCAAUGAGAGAAAAUGAUCGUGUGCUUGAUGAAAUAGCUAAACGACAAAAGAAUUUGAAGAAAAUCAAAACACUAGAUAGAAGAGACGAAUCUGAUCAUAUGUGUCUACAUGAUAGAUUAAUGUCAGAAAUAAAACAAAAGCGAAUUUUAAAGCCUAUUGAUCAAUCAUUGAUUUCAACGACAACUUUGGAUUCAUCACGAAAACGAAUACGUCCAAAUUUAAUAGAAAGUGAUUUAAGUUCAGAUGAUGAAGACGAUGAACUACAACGAGAUGAGCAUGGCAGAAAACGAGUAGCAGUUAUUGAUUGUCUUCUUGAAUCCUCAUCUCCGUCAUCCCCUGAAGAUAUUACUGAUAGUACUAUUUCUUUUUUUGUUUUUUGA
Molecule: messenger RNA, 1263 nt
Organism: Rotaria socialis
Lineage: Eukaryota; Metazoa; Rotifera; Eurotatoria; Philodinida; Philodinidae
Source: the annotation of a GenBank genome assembly